Phaeodactylum tricornutum CCAP 1055/1 is the source of this 306-nucleotide messenger RNA. RefSeq lists its product with no specific name. The record is from RefSeq and is a predicted model, not a curated record. The annotation marks the transcript as partial. The transcript has a single exon. Gene Ontology annotation, molecular function: tRNA binding. NCBI's taxonomy places the organism in Eukaryota, Bacillariophyta, Bacillariophyceae, Surirellales, Neidiaceae.
GACAUUAGUGCAAUGGAUAUUCGAGUUGGCAAGAUAAUUAGAGUAUGGCAUCAUGAAGAAGCGGACAAGCUCUUUUGUGAAGAGAUUGAUCUUGGAACUGAGAAGCGUCAGGUUGCGUCGGGACUCCGGCCAUUUUAUAAAAAGGAAGACCUUCAAGAUCGCUUGGUGCUCGUGCUUUGUAAUUUGAAGGCGCGCAACCUGGUUGGGUUUCCGUCGCACGGUAUGGUAUUGUGUGCAAGUAACAGUGACCACUCGGCUGUUGAAUUUGUCGUACCGCCUACUGGUUCUAGAAUUGGAGAGCGAGUA